ACUAAAAUAUUUCUAUAAAUGUAUAUUUCAAGUUUUCGAAAUUGCGUAUUGAAAUAUUGAUAACAAGUAAACGAUAACUUGAUAACGUUUUGUAUCGGAGUCUCCGGCGGCGUUUGGCGUUCACACUUCUCGGUUGGACAUACAAAAAACGUACUACUUGCUAGUAUUUAAAAUUUUUUCAAAUAUUAUUUUAUCGUUUUCUAUCAAAAGGACUAUUAAAACUCAUUAGUCUAGUAGUUGUUAAUACUUUUGUAAGUUCAAGUCUAUAAAAUGGUUUUUACCACAGCAAUGAUGAUGGUUAGAAGCAGAGGGCCAGAUGAAUUUUGGAGAAAAAGAAAGAUAUUUAAAAUUGCAGCUCACUUUUCUGGCCGUAGAAGGAACUGUUAUUCUAUUGCCAUUAGGGCAGUUCAUCGUGCAUUGCAAUUUGCUACAAUUGGACGUGAUUUAAAAAAACAAGAUAUGGGACAACUGUGGAAUACUCGUAUUAAAGCUGGAUGUGAGGAACAUGGAGUGGACUUGGCCACAUUUAGAGAAAGUUUAUCAAGGUGUGAUGUACAAUUGAAUCGAAAAGUGUUAGCUGAUCUAGCAAUUUGGGAACCAACUUCAUUUAAAGCAUUGUCUGAACUAGCCAAGACUGUUGCAGUUGAAUAUGAAAUACCACAUUCGGACCAAUUAAGAAAUUCCGCGACUGUAGUCACUAGAGGUUUAUUAAAAAAAUAAUUAUUGUUUGUGUUAAAAAAAAUGUGAGCUCAUAUCAUACAAAAUAUAUUGUAGAAAAUAAAAAUGUACUUGUUUUAUAUA
Messenger RNA from Adelges cooleyi (spruce gall adelgid), 801 nucleotides. RefSeq names its product 39S ribosomal protein L20, mitochondrial (gene mRpL20). Gene Ontology annotation, molecular function: structural constituent of ribosome; rRNA binding. Gene Ontology annotation, biological process: ribosomal large subunit assembly; translation. Gene Ontology annotation, cellular component: ribosome. NCBI's taxonomy places the organism in Eukaryota, Metazoa, Arthropoda, Insecta, Hemiptera, Adelgidae. Bases 271 to 720 code for a protein of 149 amino acids. The record is from RefSeq and is a predicted model, not a curated record. The transcript is spliced from 4 exons.